AUACUUAUUGUCAUUGUUCGAUGCAAAUUUCUGUGAAUCAUCGUGUAGCUUUCUCCAUCUUAAUUAGACCUUUUUGAUUUUGCUUAUUUGUAGUUUCUUUUUUUACUUUUUGUGAACAAUGUUCCUUGGAAAAGUGUUCAUUUGUAUUAAUUUUUGAGAUCCUUUAUUCCACAUUGUUUUCAAACACAUCUCUUCAGGUUUGAUCAGCCUACGAAAAUAAGAAUUAUAGCCUUCAUUUUGGGUUCCACGCUGAAACUCUCUAACUAUGGAAAGCUAAUGAUUUUAUCCUUGUUCAAAGGAAUUGGGAAUGCCCUUAUGCAUGUUCCAGAAGUUGGCUCUUUGUUGUUCACUUUUCUUAUGCAAUACUAUGAAAAACUCAGUCUGUCGUGUCCAAAAUUGUCAGACAAUGAAAUUCAGAUAACGUGCCUUUUGCUGGAGAGCUGUGUUAUGUCAUCUCCCUCUGGUGGAAAUGAUCUACAAGAUCUUUUAGUGAAAGCAUUGCGGUUUGGGGGCCUGAAUUCGGAUGACCCUGCCUGUGUAAAGCCUUGUAUCGCUGUUUUGAACAAACUCAACAGUAAAUUCUAUGUGGACUUGAAGAAUGAAGUGAAGGAGCAUUUGUUUUGUGAGCUUGUGUUUCUGUGGCGUAAUGGUAAUGGUGAUGUACAACGUGCAACUAAAGAGGCAUUAAUGCGUAUAGAUAUUAGUUUCUCAACUGUUGGCUACAUGCUUGAUCUCAUACUUGCACUGAAGAGUUUUAUAGUUAGUUCUUCAAAUGAAAAGGCGGUGAAGAAACAAAAAUUGGUUGGACACCAAGAUGCUGAAGAUCCUUCUAAUAACAUAUGGAGAAGAGAUAAUCCAGUCUAUAUCCUUAGUUCCCUUCUUGAUGUUUUGCUAUUGAAGAAGGACAUAACAAAUAGGCAUUUACUGUUAGGAUCCUUAUUUAAGCUUCUUAGCAAGGUAUUUUCAGAGGAAUGCGUGAACGAGUCCUUUAUACCUGUGCAAAGGUUAAGCCAAAAAUCAAGUUCUUCUGAAGCCAACAAUAGCACAAUAUAUCAUAUUCAACAGACUCUAUUGAUAAUCCUGGAGGAUAUAAUUAUUUCUCUUAAAAGCAUUGCCUCACUGAAUGAAAAUAUUAAAAGUGAAAUUAACAUUAAGCUACUGAUAGGGUGUGCCCAGAACUCUGAAGUUAUCACCCGCAACCAUAUAUUUUCUGUUCUUUCUGCUAUUACUAGAGUUUAUCCAGAAGAAGUUUUUGAGUAUAUGCUCGAUAUUCUUGUAGUUAUUGGAGAUGCAGCCGUCACACAGAUUGAUGACCAUUCAAGGAUUGUUUUUGAGGAUCUUAUAUCUGCAAUUGUUCCUUAUUGGCUUUCUAAGACAGAUGAUGUGGAGAAACUACUGAAGAUUUUCAUGGAAAUAUUUCCUGAAAUUGUUGAACACAGAAGGCUGUCAUUUGUGCUAUAUUUAUUAAGAACUUUGGGUGAGGAGAAAAGCUUAUCGUCAUUGCUUAUCCUACUUUUCCGUUCGCUAAUUUCAAAGAAAACCAGUUGUUUUCUUAAUGCUGAGACAGCAGAUGAUUUAACAUUUUAUACUAAGGAGUGGGAAUAUAGAUUUGCAGUGCAAAUUUGUGAACAGUUUACGAGUAAGAUUUGGCUUCCUUCUCUAGUCAUGCUGAUUGAACAGAGGGUGAAUAGAGAUGUUGACCAGACACAGCUCCUGGAGUUGUUUAUUGUGAUGCAAUUUUCUUUGCAAAAGUUGCAAGAUCCAGAAUUUGUGUUUAAGUUGGAAUCAAGAGAAGAUGCCGCUGUCAUUCAGAGGGCAUUGGGCGAGCUUAUGGAGCAGGUUGUUUUACUUUUGCAACUUGUAGAUGCAAGAAAAAAGCAACUGAACAUCCCUGUAAUUGUGAGGAACGAGUUGAAGGAAACUAUGCGUGCUGUUAUAAGGAUUCUAGCAGGAGUCAUGAUACCUUAUGUGUACAUUAACAGCAUAACUAAAUUGCUCCACAAUGCAGAUAAAAAUGUCGGGAAGAAGGCUCUUGGGCUGUUAUGUGAAGCUGCAAGAAGUCAUAAAAUGUGAGCUUAAGGCUUAAAGACAAUAAGGGUUUCUAGGUCAACUUCCAACUUCUCUUUGCUUCAUAUGACGAAACUUCCCCAGAAUCACUUAAAAAAUUAUGUGUUGAAAUUAUUCGAGUACUUGAUGACUCAUCAGAUACCUCCUUUGAAAGUGGCGCAGUUUCUUCUGCUUUAGAAGUUGUAGCUGAAAAUUCCCUUCCAAUAAUUCCAUUUUUUAGUCUUGCCUUCAAUCUGUACAAGAUAUAUUGCAUCUCAUAACUUAGCUGUGACUUCUAGCUGCCUCAGAGCAACGGCUGCCCUGAUAAAUGUUCUAGGUCCAAAGGCACCUGGCAGAACUUCCCAAGAUUAUGGACAUGUGAUGAGUCAUCUUUAUCAAGUAUUGUCUAAUUUGGAUAUGAAACCCAAAAGUAGUGAUGUUGUAUCAGCCACAAUGGAAUCCUAUUUUUAUCUUCUCAUCACUUUGGAGGCAGUUGUGGACAAGCUUGGUGGAUUUUUAAAUCCGUACCUUGGUAAAUAUCAUGGAGAUUCUGUUGCUUUAUCCUGAACAUAUUUCAGGAAUGCAUGCAAAGGUGGAAUCUAGAGCUCAUGGAGUAAGAAAGCUUCUUGCUGAAAGAAUUCCUGUUCGACUUGCAAAUUGCCACCUUGUUAAAAUUAUACCCCGGCUUUCCAUUAAGGCUGGGAUAAAAGCUUAACUAUUGUCCCUUUGAUAUGGUUGGGAAUCAUAAUAGGUACAAUGGACGAUCGUCCAUUGUGGCAUUCAUGGGAA
Messenger RNA from Vigna umbellata (rice bean), 2835 nucleotides. The record is from RefSeq and is a predicted model, not a curated record. Lineage: Eukaryota; Viridiplantae; Streptophyta; Magnoliopsida; Fabales; Fabaceae.